ACAGUAGUCAUAUGACUGUAUCCGUCCUCUAUGACGGAAGUCUCCAAAACAAUUUAAAAACACGGGUCGUUCUGUCGGGAGACGACGACCAUGAUCGCCACAGUCUUGUUGUUGUUGUCUUCUCUGGCCGUGUUUCAGGGCUUCUGCGUGGCCGACUACGCUCCAGAUGAGGUGAAGGACCUUCCCGGAAUGAAGUUCAAACCGAACUACCGCCAGUGGUCCGGUUACCUGAGGACUCGGCCCGGGAGGUUCCUCCAUUACUGGUUUGUCACCUCUCAACGUGACCCUGCCAAGGACCCGCUGGUGCUGUGGCUGAACGGAGGUCCCGGCUGCAGCUCCCUGGAAGGGUUCCUGUCUGAGAACGGGCCGUUCCAUGUGCGAGACGAUGGGGCCACGCUGUACGAGAACAAAUUCAGCUGGAACAACAUCGCUAACGUGUUGUACAUCGAGUCGCCGGCAGGAGUCGGAUAUUCCUACGCUGAUGACAAAAACUAUGCCACCAACGAUGACGAGGUGGCUGCUGACAAUUACAAAGCUCUCCAGAGUUUCUUCACCAAGUUCCCAAACUUCACACAGAAUGACUUUUUCAUCUUUGGGGAAAGUUAUGGCGGAGUCUACGCUCCAACACUCAGCCUGCUUGUGGCGACUGGAAAAGAAAAAAUGAAUCUCAAGGGCUUUUCUGUGGGCAACGGAUUAAGCAGCUACGCUCUCAAUGACCAGUCGCUGAUAUAUUUUGGUUACUACCAUGGACUCUUUGGAGAAGAGCUGUGGCAAAAUCUCAACUUCCACUGCUGCAACAACGGCGAUUGUAACUUCUCCAACUCCAGCUCUGAGUCCUGCCAGAUAUACGUGACCGUUGGCUUCAAUAUUAUCUAUGAAAGUGGACUGAAUAGGUACUCGCUUUACCUGGACUGCCUGGGUGGGGGAGUGUUACGGAGGAGCUACGAGGUCAGCAUGAGUCAUCUGUUCAGGAACUACCGGACACACAAUAAAGUCCUCAAGUACAUGGAUCGAGUUCGAACGAAAGCGUCCUUCCGUGAGAUGCCCCCCUGUUUGAAUGGUACGGCCCAGACUAACUGGCUGAACAGAGGAGAUGUGAGGAAAGCUCUGCACAUCCCAGACAUCCUGCCACGUUGGGAAGAAUGCAGUGAUCAGGUCGCAGCCAGCUACAAGUCAGUGUACGACACGAUGAAGGAGGUCUACAUGAAGCUGCUGUCUCUGGGCCUGCGUGCUCUCGUCUACAACGGAGACACAGACAUGGCCUGCAACUUCCUGGGAGACCAGUGGUUUGUGGAGGACCUUGGCUUCCAGCCGACCACGACAUACCAGCACUGGCUCUACGACGACCAGGUCGCUGGUUUCUACCAGCGAUAUGGAAACAUCACUUUCUUGACUGUGAAGGGUGCUGGUCACAUGGUGCCACAGUGGGCUCCGGGUCCAUCUUACCACAUGUUCCAGUCGUUUUUAACGGGCCAGUCGUACUGAGCGACUGUUCUCUUUUUUUUUUGUUUUGGUGGAUGGGAGGGAAAGGGGGUCAAAAGGGAAUUUUAACCAUGUUAAAAAACUGUUCCUGCUGGGUUUGAGUUAUUCAUGUCGCCUCGAAUCAUGGUGUCAAUUUCAGUCGUGUCUUCGUCACGUUCCUGCUGCUAAUGAGCUGAAACAGAGAGAUUAAAGUCCAAAUCAAAACAGCUGGUGGGUUUUUCAGGUUUAUUUAUUACAUGAUUUGUAUGAUUGUCAGUUAUUUAUUGUCUUCACUAAUUGGCGACCAGCAAGUUGCAAUGUUACGACGUCUGCUAUUUACAAAGUUUCAUAAGAAGGAAAAACAUCAGGUUACACAAAUGACAAAAAUAAGAUAAAACAACCAGAACUGAACCCCAAGAUAUGUAUGACAACCCAAAUUCAAUGAGUAAAAAUGGAACUUAGUCCCUUUGGUUCGUCUUUUAAAAUCCAACCAUAAGUUGUUCAUAACAAAUAUACAACAUGUGCAGUGUUAUUUGGGCCGUGAGUGGUAUAAAAACUGGCAGCAACAUAAAGAAAUCCCUUUGAAAGAACCACAUUCACAGCUUUGGUCAGACAGCAACUUAUAGGCAAGAACUGAAGACAAAUUACAUUCACUGCUUCUCACUUCCACCUUUAAAUGUGGGGUCAUCUCUCAAGAAUCAUUCCAGGAUGAGUAAUGUGUUGAAUUCUAAUGUCAGAAUUCGUCCGCUGAGCAUUAAAAAAAACCCUGCUAAAUCUAUUAAAUAUCUUGAAGGUUACGUUGUCGCAGUUAAUCCCACCAUCCAGUUGGCAGAAUUUUUCUGUAAAGUAAACACAAGUCCUGAGAACUUUAUCACGUCCUUUUCAAGAAAAAGAGAUUUAUUUAAAAUGCUCUGCAUAUUAAAUAAACCGGUGCAAGAGUAUCAUUAAAGUCUACUUACGAGGUCUACAUAAUACAUACGUCCCUUCAGCUGUUCACGCAGGAAUGCGCUGGACACAAACUUAGAACAGCUGUGGUAAUAAAAACAUUUAAAAAUCUACAGAAGGAGCAGCAGUCCCAAGCACCAGCAUGCACUCUACUUCUGAGGGUGUGAUGAUUAAAAUGAGGUUGUCGAUCACUUCCUGUUCUCACGAAUAGCAGCAGGGGUUGAUUCCUUCCGUUGUCCGCGGCAACACACCGCAAACUCAGCGAUAAGGUUGUUCUUUUAGUUCACGACAUCUUGGUAGAUGGAGUUGGUGGUGGUUAGGCCAAAGAUGAACACUCCGACCGUUACCAUGACGACACUGGAGACCAUCAUCACAUGCCAGCUUUAAAACAGAAGACG
Messenger RNA from Synchiropus splendidus (mandarinfish), 2804 nucleotides. RefSeq names its product cathepsin A-like. NCBI's taxonomy places the organism in Eukaryota, Metazoa, Chordata, Actinopteri, Syngnathiformes, Callionymidae. The coding region runs from base 91 to 1485 and encodes 464 amino acids. The transcript is spliced from 11 exons. Gene Ontology annotation, molecular function: serine-type carboxypeptidase activity. The record is from RefSeq and is a predicted model, not a curated record. Gene Ontology annotation, biological process: proteolysis.